Molecule: messenger RNA, 4544 nt
Organism: Micromonas pusilla CCMP1545
Lineage: Eukaryota; Viridiplantae; Chlorophyta; Mamiellophyceae; Mamiellales; Mamiellaceae
Exons: 7
Coding region: 39-4448 (1469 amino acids)
Cellular component (GO): nucleus
Molecular function (GO): nucleic acid binding; protein binding
Source: RefSeq, a predicted model, not a curated record
CGCGUCGGUCGAGAGGACGCCGACGCGGGUCGCAUCGGAUGUCCUUCGCGAUCCACAAGCAGGUCCACCCCCCCACCGGGGUGGACCACGCGUGCGCGGCGUACUUCACGCACCCGAUCGGCAGCGGCGCGCCGCCGAACCUCGUCGUGCUCCAAGCGAAUCGCCUCACGAUCUACGCCAUCCGACGCGACGGCGACGCUCGCGACAACCCGAGCGGGAACGCGACGAAAGAGGCGGACGACGCCGCGAUCGCGGCGUCGCUCGUCGCGGACGCGAUAAGCGGCGCGGGCGCGACCGCGUCCGCGACGAUCGACGCGGACGACGCGGAGGUAUCCCUCGAAGUCGUCGCGGAGUUCGAUCUGAACGGCACCGUCGGAUCGAUCGCCACGCUUCGACGUCGCUUCGGCGCGCCGCGCGAGCAGCGCGACGCGCUCCUCCUCGCCGUGCGCGAGUCCAAGCUCAGCGUCGUGGAGUUCGACCCGUCGACGCUGUCGCUCGUGUGCAGCUCGCUGCACUCGUGGGAGACGCCGCCGGGCGCCGGCGGCGUGCCGUCCGCGCUGCGCCUCGCGCCGACGCCGCCCGUCGUCGUCGCGGACCCCGAGGGUCGAUGCGCGGCGGUGCUGUUGCGCGCGGAGGGAGGCACGCGACUCGCGCUGCUUCCCACGGACAACGACGCGAUGGACGUGGACGGCGGCGACGGAUCGGAGGGAAAAGGUCGUCGGACGUUGCGAGGCACCGCCGCCGCGGUGAAGAAGUCUUACGUCGUCGACCUCGUCCGCGAGAUGGGCGUUCGGUACGUCCGCGACGUGUGCUUCCUUCACGGGUACGGCGAGCCCGUGCUGCUCGUCCUGCACGAGGAGCGUCUGACGUGGGCCGCGCGCGCGACGCUCGUGAAGGACACGAUGCGGCUCAGCGCGAUUUCGUUAAACGUGGACGCGAGAAAACACACGGUGAUCUGGCGUCGGAGCGCGCUGCCGCACUCGUGUUAUCGUCUUACCGCGAUGCCCGCGCCGCUGGGCGGCGCGAUCGUGCUGUCGCAAAACUUUUUGCUGCACGAGUCGCAGGAGAGCAGCGCGGCGUUGGCGCUGAAUCCGCUCGCGGGCGGCGGCCGCGGGGACGACCCCGCGGCGAAAGCCGCCGCCGCCGCCUCCGCCGCCGCCCUCGACGGCGCGUACGCGGCGGUCAUCUCCGAGAAGCAGGCUCUCGUGACGACCAAGGCGGGCGCGUUGUAUUUACUCUCGCUGCGAAUCGAAGGCAGAAGACUCGCGACGCGCGGGGGGAUGCACCUGAAACGCGCCGGCGGCGCCGUGCUCUCGUCGGGGAUGUGCCUCGUCACGCGACGGUUGCUGUUCCUGGGCAGCCGCGUCGGGGACUCGCUGCUCGUGUCGCGAUGCUCUACGGCGAGGGCAUCGACGGCGGCGCCGGGAAGGCGACCGAGGGCGGCGGCGGCGGCGGCGACGACGGCGGCGGCGGAGGUGAGACUGCUUCCAAUACGACCCCAAAUCGACGGCGUCGGCGGCGUCUCCGCCGCGUCGCUCCGCGCCGCCGCCGCCGCGCACCGCGCGCCGGACCACCCCGGGUACACCUUCACGGUCAGAGACUCCGUGCUCGGGAUAUCCCCGGUGAUCGACCUGACCGUCGGCGCGAGCGCGAGCGUGAGCGGGGACACGAUCGAGAGGACCGAACUCAUCGCGGCGUGCGGGCACGGGAAAAACGGCGCGCUCGCGGUGCUUCAACGCGGGAUUCAACCCGAGCUCGUGACCGAGGUCGAAAGCGGAACCCUUCCCGGGUUGAAAGGGACGUGGACGGUGCAUCACGACAGCGCGGACAACGAGCGUCUGCGCGGGAGCGCCGCGGCCGCCGCCGCGCAGGCGGUGGAUCCCUACCACGCCUAUCUCGUCAUCUCGCUCGCGUCGUCGACGAUGAUUUUGGAGACUGGGGAGGAGCUCAAAGAGGUGAGCGAGCACGUCGAGCUCGUCACGGACGCCGCGACGCUGUGCGCGGGGAACGCGUUCGGGCGAGAGCGGAUCGUGCAGGUGUACGACAAGGGCGUGCGCGUCGCCGCGGGGCCGGUGAAGGUCCAGGACAUCGCCUCGACCGAGCUCGUCGCGGACGCCGGCGACGGAGAAGGAAUCGAAAUCGUCGCGGCGGAAAUUUCGUUUCCGUACGUGCUCUGCCGCCUCUCCGACGGCUCCCUCGCGGUCCUCAAAGGCGACGAGGAGAGCAAAACGCUCGUGAAGUUAGACGUGGACGCGCUCGCGCGCUUACCCCCCGGCGGCGGGAUCGCGUGCGCGACGCUCGUGGACGACUCGACGCCGGCGGCGGCGCACGGCGGGCUCCACGACCGCUCGCCUGGAUUUUUAAAACGCGCGACGACGGCGACGGCGACGACGACGACGACGACGGCGUCGGCGUCCCGGGAAGACGGCGACGACGACGACGAUUCGCGUCGUCCGAUGUUCCUCGCGGUGACGCGAACCGGCGGCGCGCUCGAGCUCUACUCCCUACCUUCCUGCGACAAGGCGUGGACCGCGAACGGUCUAUCCGAAGGCGUCGCCGUGUUGUCCCCCGCCGGGAGCGCGUCGGCGGCGCUCGUCGACCGCGACGCGGCGGCGGCGGCCGACGCCGGCGCCGACCGCGCGCCGGAGAUCGUCGAGCUCCGCGUCGACGCGUUCGCGCGCGCGCACGAGCGUCCGCUGCUCACCGCCCUCCGCGCGGACGGCGCGGUCCUCGUGUAUCGCGCGUUCACGUGCGCCGUCGCGGGCCCCGGCGGCCGCGCGCUCACGCAGUUGCGGUUCGCGCGCGUCCCCGUCGAGCUCGAAGGCGGCGGCGGCGGCGCGGUCGACCUGAGCGCGCUUCCCGGGUCUCGGCUCACGCGUUUCGAGCGCGUCGGCGACCGCGGCGGCAUCCGAGGCGUGUUCGUGUCCGGUCCGCAGCCGCUCUGGCUGCUCGCGCGUCGGUCGCGCGUCCUCGCGUUGCCCGUUCGCGGCGAAGCGCAGCGCGUGGUGUCGUUCACCGCGUUUCACAACGUCAACUGCCACGCCGGAUUCAUCCUCGGCACCGCCGCGGGCGGCGUGCGCAUCUGCCAGAUCCCCGGGCGAAUGCACUACGAGGCGGCGUGGCCAGUGCGUAAGCUCGCGUUGCGAUGCACGCCGCAUCACGUGCAGUACCUGCCGGACUUUAAGCUCUACGCGUUGUCGACGUCCGCGCCCGCGAAGUGGGUCGAGCCGGAGGUGGCGGAGGAGGACAUUCACGCCGCGACGGUCGUGAAGACGCGCCGCGCGAAAGCGAUGGCGCGCGGCGGGGUAGAGGAGCAGUUCGCGGUGAAGCUUCUCGUCCCCGGGUCGUUGGAGACGGCGUGGUCGCGCACGAUGGACCCGGGGGAGCACGUCCAGGCGGUGAAAAAUGUGCAGGUGAGGAAUCUGCGCACGGGGGCGUUGCACUCGAUGCUCGCGGUCGGGACGGCGAUGCCGGGGGGCGAGGACACGCCGUGCCGCGGACGCGUCAUCUUGUUCGAGAUCAGCUGGCAGAUGGUCGACGGGGAGACGAGGCGCGUCCCUCUUCUUCUUCUUUUUUUCGAUGACGCUCUCGCCGCGCUGUCCGGGCUGGAAGGCCACCUCGUCGUCGCCAUCGGAACGAAACUCAUCGUGCACGCGUGGGACGGCGCGGAGCUCAUCCCCGUGGCGUUCUUCGACACCCCGGUGCACACGGUGACGAUCAACGUGGUCAAGAACUUCGUGUGCAUCGGCGACGUCCAGAAGGGCGCGUACUUUUUCCGGUGGAAGGACGAUCCGAGGACGGGGGAGAAGAAUUUAAUCCAGCUCGCGAAAGACUUCGAGAGCAUGGACGUCCUCUCCACGGAGUUUCUCGUCGACGGGAGCACGCUGUCGCUCCUCGCCGCGGACACCGCGGGGAACGCGUACGUGUUCGCGUACGACCCGAAGUCCUCGGAGUCGUGGAAAGGCCAGAAACUCCUGACGAAAGCGUCUUUCCACGUCGGCUCGCCCGUGCAUCGCAUGGUGCGAUUCAAGCUCAAGACGCCGACGGGCGCGGGGAACGACGGGCGCGCGGCGCCGACGCCCGCGGAGAUCAAGGCGAACGCGAACCGACACGCCGUCUUCUUCGGCACGCUGGACGGGUCGCUGGGGAUCCUCGUCCCGAUGGAAUCGAGCACGCACGCGAAGCUCGAAGUGCUGCAGCGGUGGUUGAAUUACAACACCGCGCAAAACGCGGGGUUGAACGGGCGGAGCUACCGCGCGCCCAAGACGACGGAGGGACGCGCGAUGCGAUCACCCGCGCCGCACAAUUUGCUCGACGGCGAGAUGUUGCAAGGGUUCGAGUCGUUGGCGUGGACGAAGCAAGCGGAAGCCGCGGACGCGGCGGGGAUGACGAGAGAAGAGGCGCUGACGUAUCUGCACACGCUCUCCGCGAAGACGGCGUUCAUGUAGGUGGUCGUCGUAACUUGCUUCAGCACGGACGCGGACGGAAAGGACGGCUCCACGAUCUAAAACUUAGCCAAGAUUAAUAAUACUGCGAUACACGCC